AUUGCUGAACACACUGCCGUGCCACUCAGACUGAAGUUAGUCUUCAGAAGUCCUUGUGUUACAUAAGCGGACCUGAUGGAGGUAGAGAAUUGAGAACUGGCUUGGCACAUGAAAGGGAUGUUGCUGGUGCUGUUGCAGGCUGUGAAUCCCUUACUGGUUUCAGGUUCACACUUGAAAGCUGAAAGUUAAACAUAGCAUAUGCUUACCAUUGCUGCUUUUUUGUAGAUGGACUGUACAGCUAAAAAAACCCUCUCUUUUCAUCCUGAUUUGUAUCUUCUACAAUACGUUGUUUUACCUCAGGGUAGGGGGGGUGGGCAAAGCAUGAAGAGCAUGUGGGUGGAGCUUCCAGGUGGCUCCACUUAGUCAUGCUCUUUCUCACCUGAGCCAAUCAAGGUAGUCCAACAGAGCCGUGCCUGGUGGCUGGAAAGUUCGUAGUUUGGGCUGAUGUCCGUGAUCAUCUCCAACCUGCCUCAAUCCACACUGUGUCUUGUAACUGAAGCUCCUAAAAAUGGAAGAUGCUCUUCUACACCUCCAGGAAGACAACAUGGACUCUUUCAGCACGAAGAACCUGGCCCUGCAGGCCCAGAAGAAGCUCAUGAGCAAGAUGGCGACCAAAGCGGUGGCCAACCUCUUUAUCGACGACACCAGCAGCGAAGUCCUGGACGAGCUUUACCGCGUUACCAAGGAGUACACUCGUAACCGCAAGGAGGCACAAAAGAUCAUCAAGAAUCUCAUCAAGAUGGUCGUCAAGCUGGGGGUGCUCUACCGCAAUGGUCAGUUCAGCAACGAGGAGCUGGUGCUGGUGGAGCGUUUUCGCAAGAAGGUCCACACUCUGGCCAUGACGGCGGUCAGCUUCCACCAGAUCGACUUCACUUUUGACAGGAGGGUCAUGAGCGGCCUGCUCAACGACUGCAGGGACCUUCUGCACCAGGCUAUUAAUCGGCACUUGACGGCCAAGUCCCAUGCACGGGUCAACCACGUCUUCAACCACUUUGCUGAUUGUGACUUCUUGGCGACGUUGUACAGUCCCUCGGAGGUGUAUCGGGCCCACUUGCAGAGAAUUUGUGAUGGGGUCAACAAGAUGCUGGAUGAAGGCAACCUGUGACCAGAAUGGGUCAUCUCCUUGAGCUCUUACAUUGUAUUUUAAUGUUUUUUUUUUACUUUGUAUGUGGACAGUUUUUUUGUUCCAUUAUUUCUGUUGUAUUUGUUUCACCACAGCCAGUAAGCCUGCAGUCCACCAAAGGCAGUUUGAAGCAGUUUCUGACCGUAGGAGGGCCCUAUCAUGAACGCUGAACAGCUGCCCCAAGUGGUCUUUCCAUAGCGAUACAACACCCUCAUGUUUUCAAGGAAGAGCAGCAUGACUCAUGCUUUAAACACUCGCUUGUAUGAGGCUGGUGCUGAUUGUUCCAACUAUUAAAGGAAACGCUGAGGGAGCAUAUGGACGAGCUUUCCCACACUUCUCAAUGCGGAGAUGCUCUAAGAGGAAUCCUAUAAUCAAGUAUUUCAUGCACUAUAGUGAUUUUAACUUUUAAUGAAGGAGAUUUUUUUUUU
Messenger RNA from Astyanax mexicanus (Mexican tetra), 1551 nucleotides. It is a transcript of the gene tnfaip8l1, whose product is annotated as tumor necrosis factor, alpha-induced protein 8-like 1. The transcript is spliced from 2 exons. NCBI's taxonomy places the organism in Eukaryota, Metazoa, Chordata, Actinopteri, Characiformes, Acestrorhamphidae. Bases 509 to 1105 code for a protein of 198 amino acids. The record is from RefSeq and is a predicted model, not a curated record. Gene Ontology annotation, cellular component: cytoplasm. Gene Ontology annotation, biological process: regulation of apoptotic process.